UGUCCAAAGGAGUCCUGACCACAGAGAUUCCAGCUGAAGGGGGGACGAUCCAAGGUGAUGGUGAGAGCAGACUGAUAAUGGAGUCUAACAGCCUGGUGAUCCUCAACAACCUGCUGGCUAAAGUGUCAUAUACCAGCACUAUCUACCACAUACUCACUGGAGACCUUGCAUCUUUCCAGUUUGAGAACCAUGAAGCCGUGUUUCCCAUUACCAUCAAACAGCCUCACCUGCCGGUCCUGUACGACAUGGGAACAGAUAUCAGCUCUCACGUCACCAUUGCCACAAAGACAUUCCUGCGCUACAGACAACUCAAGGUGUUGUUGAGUAGCAUCCGGCGUUUCUAUACCAACAUAGAGGUCAUCAUAGCAGAUGACAGCAUAGAACCAGAACACAUUAAUGAAGAACACACCAAGCAAUACAUCAUGCCUCCAGCGCAGGGCUGGUUUGCUGGGAGGAAUUUGGCUGUCUCCCAGGUAACCACCAAAUACUUCCUGUGGGUGGAUGAUGACUUUGUGUUUACGGAGGAGACGAAGAUUGAGAAGCUGGUAGAGGUGAUGGAGGCAGUCCCCGAACUUGACGUGCUUGGCGGGUCAGUACAAGGGAACCGGUUUUACUUCUCUCUUCAAUAUGAGGAAGGAGAGGAAAUGGAGGGCGGCUGCCUGUACAGGAAGUCUAAUGCAAAGUUCCACUCACUUCCUGGGUACCCACAAUGCUCUCUGGCCAGUGGGGUGGUCAACUUCUUCCUGGCUCGUACAGAUGCUGUACAGAGGGUGGGAUUUGACCCCAAGCUCCAGAGGGUAGCACACUCAGAGUUCUUUAUGGAUGGCCUGGGCUCCUUGCUGGUUGCCAGCUGUGACCAUGUGUCCAUUGGCCAUCAGCCCAAAACAGCCAACGAAAAGGAUGCAGCUCGCUACGCCAGCUUCAGAAAUCCUUCACACAGUGACUCAGAGUUCAAACUGCAGCUUCACUUCUUCAAAAACAACCUCAAGUGUAUCCGAUAUGGAUAGAACACAACUGGAAGACAUUGAAGUCACUGGUUGUACCUAUUGACUUUAUUCACAUUAUUUAAUAACCCAUAAAGAACAUUAUGAAUUUGGAAGCUGCUGUAAUAACAAUAUUGUAAUGUAGUACAAUGACAAA
Molecule: messenger RNA, 1140 nt
Organism: Micropterus dolomieu (smallmouth bass)
Lineage: Eukaryota; Metazoa; Chordata; Actinopteri; Centrarchiformes; Centrarchidae
Product: beta-1,4 N-acetylgalactosaminyltransferase 2-like
Exons: 7
Coding region: 78-1007 (309 amino acids)
Biological process (GO): UDP-N-acetylglucosamine metabolic process; UDP-N-acetylgalactosamine metabolic process
Source: RefSeq, a predicted model, not a curated record